GUUAUAACACUCCAACGAUGUACGGUGAUUAUGAAGCGCAAAGACAUUGGAUGGAACUUACGUUACAUGUUCCAAUUAAUCAAUGGUAUUACUACGAUUUAGAUUGGUGGGGUCUUGAUUAUCCUCCAUUGACAGCAUAUGUGAGCUGGAUUUGUGGUAAAAUAGGUUCUAUACUUGAUCCAACUUGGUUUGCCUUGGAUAGUUCACGUGGUUAUGAGAGUGAUGAAAGUAAAUUGUUCAUGAGAUCUACAGUCUUAGUUUGUGAAUUUUUGAUUUAUGUACCAGCGGUUUUAAUGUUUGUCAAUUGGUGGUUUGCUGGUAAUUCAUGGAAAAAGCGGGAAUUGGCAGUAUUGUUGAUUCUUUUGCAACCUGCCCUUAUACUAAUAGAUAAUGGUCAUUUCCAGAUUAUGAAGUUGGGCAUUACAGUAAUUGUUACUUUUGGAAUAGUAUUUUAUCCUUUCCUAGGAUCUUUAGAACAAAUUUCACAAGUCAUUAUUCGUAUAUUCCCAUUACAACGUGGGCUAUAUGAAGACAAAGUCGCGAAUAUUUGGUGCGCAAUUAAUGUAAUUAUCAAGUUGAGAGAAAUUUUUGAUACUAAUAUAUUGGCUAAAAUUAGCUUAAUUACCACCGUAUUGGCUAUUUUACCAUCAUGCGUUUAUCUCGGAUUAAAUCCUGAUAAACGUUACCUUAUUUAUGGUUUAGCAAAUUCAUCACUAGCUUUUUUCAUGUUUUCGUUUCAAGUCCAUGAAAAAUCUAUUUUGUUACCUGUGUUGCCUAUUUGUCUAUUAAUUUUAGAUGAUACUUUUUGGUGUUCUUGGUUUAUAAAUGUUGCAAUGUUCAGUAUGUUUCCGCUAUUGAAAAAGGAUAAAUUAGUUUUGCCAUAUUUUACUGUAUGGCUUAUGUGGAAUUGGAUUGGUUCUUUUAUUAAACAAGAUACCAAACCUAUAAUAUUAAAAUAUUUAUCGUGGCUAUCAUAUUUUGUAAUGGCAUCUAUUCAUAUUUUGGAGUUUAAUAUUCCACCACCGAAAAGAUAUCCUGAUAUUUAUGUUGUCUUAAAUGUUAUUUUUAGUGCAGGAAUGUUUACUAUAUUUUUAUUCUACUUUAAUUAUCGACAAAUCAUACCGUUCAUGGUUAAAAGAAAAGCUGAAUAA
Molecule: messenger RNA, 1151 nt
Organism: Dentiscutata erythropus
Lineage: Eukaryota; Fungi; Glomeromycota; Glomeromycetes; Diversisporales; Gigasporaceae
Source: the annotation of a GenBank genome assembly